AUGUUUUCUACCAGGAUUCCAGAUAACUCGACGACAGAAGAUCUGACGGAACAACGUUUAUCGCUUUUCGAGGACCGAAAUGCAACUUAUGACGCUUCGGAAAGGUUCUUUCUCAGCUUAAUAUCCUGUUCAAAGUUGAAAAGCGAAUAAAUAGCCCAUUUAUGAGAAGAAAUAUGGAAAAAAGGGCUAAUAAGGUUUCAUUAUUUUUCACAGUCCGUACAUCACUUAUUAACGAACGAAAUCCAACCGCCUUUACUUUGAGAUUUCGAAAGUGUAAAUAAGCUUUUUUCCGGUUUCAGGGCUAGGAAAAUAUAUUGCACAUAUACCGCAAAUGGUUCAAAAAUGGCUUGAUGAAGAGUUGGUCAACUUUGAAAUGACGCUAAAACACAUUUCGAGCUUCAUCCAAAGGGAUUUAAACGACGGAAAGCCGUUGAAAUGCAUCAACUAUUUAUUUCAAUGUUUUAAAAAUGAAAGCGAAAGUAGAGAAUCUUCUUUUUCAAAAAAGAAUCGCAGAAAUGGAAGAAAGGCGCUUUUUGUAGAGCACCAACGGCUUUCAAAGUCAUCUAGAAAGCCGGGGGGGUGCGAAAAUGAUAAAAGUGGUCGCCGCCCACGUAUGGCGCAACUUCAGAAAAAAAGGACAUUUGUUUCGUUCUAGAGCUCUGCAUCGUCAUCAUCUUUGUUUUCUUGACGUGAUUUCUUGUUCCAUUGUUAUACCCUCCUAAUUAUAUCUGUGGAAGGCAAAGCUAUCUCUGACUCUUCACAUUUUAGUUAUCUUUCUUACUCUCUGACGGCUAAUUUGAUUUUCGCAGAAUCACUUCGAAUAAGGCAUCCGAAUUGUAACGUGAAGCUCUAUGCCGUUUUUUUUUUGCGUCGACAAAAAUCCUCUGAAUUUUUGCCUAAAGAUGAUGAGGAAUUGAAUCCCAAAUUUUCAUACCGCGUUGAUUGAAAAAGGCGGCAGAUUCACGAUAAAUACUUCCAGAGGGUGAACGAGUUUGAAAACGAUGGCGACGGCUAAUAGGUAAAUUUGAGAAAAAUAUUAAUAAUAUAGAAAUCAGCUGAACGUGCUGUGAAAAGGGCGAAUUUUCCUUUUCCGAAAGGUACUGUAUGUGAAAGUCCGUAUUUGGCGUGUGCACUUUGCUCCCUUUUUUGCGAAUUUCGCCCUAAAUCCUAUCAAAAUGGAUUAAACAUAUGGAUAAAGUUGAAUUACAUCAACUCAUUAUGAAACAAGAAAAUAGAAACUUUAAAAAAAAGAGAAAAAAACGCAGAGAUAGCGCUCAGAGUGUGCCUGAAUGCAAAGGGAACACGUGAAAUGCGGAAUUUCACGUACCGUACUUUUCGGAAAAUGAAUAAUCGCUCUUGUAGCACUUUGAUGUAUAGCUGCUUGAAUAAUCAAAUAAUGGGUUCUGGCGCGAUAAUAAAAGGAGACAGUGCCUGGUUGGUGGAGAGCGCAGGCAGGCCACGCCUCUUCGCAUCACAAGCUAGUGAAUCGAUUAUAUAUAUAGAGAUAGUUAAAGUAAACAGAGAUUUCUAAAAUCAAAAAAUUAUAAGGAACGUUUUUUAUUUUAUAUCCUUUGAGAGACGAAAGUUUGCAGUCCCUACACUUUGGCCGGGGCUUUGAUGCUCAGCGGGAAGCUGAUGACCGACUGGUGGGAAAUCUCGCUGAGUAUCUUCCUCUGGAUGAGUCUCUCCUUCACGGUUCGAAAGAAUCCCUCAAGUGAUAACUCAAAUCAUCUUUUUCCCAGGUAAUUUAUCUUGGAGCGACUUUCCUGUCCCUCUUCACCAUGCGAAAGCAUCCGUACGUCUGUUUCUUCGUCCUCCCGCUUUUAGGUAAAGUUUGAGGUAAUAUGAGCAAUAAACUGCAAUAUUAGGUAUGAUAAUUGUUGGUCCGAUGCUUCUGGGUGCACCGACGUCUAUGGUGAUGGCUUUCGCGAUGUCGGCCUCGAAAAAUGUUGGUAAAAUGAGCAAUAGGGACCUUAAAAGACAUCAAACGCCUUAUCUAGGAUUUAUGAAGAUUUGGGGGUUAACAUGAGCAAUAAAUCAUGUUGAUCACAAAUUAAAAGAUGCAUACGGCCUUCUUUUUCGAAGUUUCAAUUAAAUCCCAGUCUUAAGUGUUUGAUAUGAGCAAUAAUUCGUCAUUUUCAGUAACAUGGCUUUUUUUAAAGGUAACGAACGACAAUUUCAAAUUUCUAAAUGAAGUGUAAUCUUUAAAGCAAACAUGAGCAAUGUUCUACUAACUUGAGAAAAAAUUAGUAAUUUUUCAGGCGGUCAGCACGUGGUUCUGUAUGUUCGCCGGCGUUCUGCAGACCUUGCUGAUAUUUUUGGUGUCGAUAACCAGAUUACUCGCGACUUUAUGA
Caenorhabditis auriculariae is the source of this 2354-nucleotide messenger RNA. NCBI's taxonomy places the organism in Eukaryota, Metazoa, Nematoda, Chromadorea, Rhabditida, Rhabditidae. The record is from the annotation of a GenBank genome assembly.